Messenger RNA from Gamsiella multidivaricata, 363 nucleotides. RefSeq lists its product as uncharacterized. Bases 1 to 363 code for a protein of 120 amino acids. The transcript has 2 exons. The record is from RefSeq and is a predicted model, not a curated record. NCBI's taxonomy places the organism in Eukaryota, Fungi, Mortierellomycota, Mortierellomycetes, Mortierellales, Mortierellaceae.
AUGCCCCGGUCGCUGCAUUCCACGCAAGCAAAGGACACCCCCGAGGCCGAAGACGGCCAGGAAGGCCUUCGUGACACGUUGGCAGCCCCUCUCGAUGGACCCAACACUCCUCAUGAUUGCUUCGUCUUUGGCGCACCCUUCGAUUUUUUGUAUUUCCUUGUGAGCCAUCGUCAAUCAUCAUCAUCGUCACUCAUCAUCAUCUCCAUUAUCAUCCCCAUUAUCGUCUCCAUCAUCAUCGAUGCCUCGACUGACAAGGCUGACUAUGCUUGCUUGCAUCUCUGUCAUCACUUCCAAUCGAACAAGUGGCUCCGCUCACCCACUAGAUCCCAUUUCUUGGGCAUGCCGGAUGGCUCUCAAUCAUGA